UUAAGCAAAUCCAAAUCGUACUUUUUUGUCACAGUCUAGUCUAUGGUCUAGUUUUGGCAGUUGACAUCCUUUGGUUAGCCAAAUUGUGACAGUAAUCUGCCAAAUAGUUAAAUCGAUGUUUUCACAUCAAUUCAUUAAACAAUGUCCCUGCCAUUGAAAUAUUUAAAAGCCGAGAGACCGAAACAAGAACUAGAUCUAGACCAAAAACUCGCGGAUAAAGAAACCCAAACAAUACCAUGCGGUAAACCAAAAGUACCCGAAGGUUAUCAGGAUUUAUUGCUAGAGUUUACCAUAAAUUGUAAUCUCCAUCAUCCGAGAAACCUCGUCGAUUAUGCCGCUGAAUAUUUUGCCGCCUUGAAAGAUCAAAAACAUACCAAGAUUGUCUACGAUCUGGUUUGUACUGAGAAAGAAGAAAAAACAGACAGGGACAGUACUGCUUUUAGUGAAGCUACAACAGUCACGGAUUCGGAAUUUUCAAAAGAUGAACAUGAAAAAAUAAUACUUACAUCAGCAGAAUCAGAUUCAGUACCUAUACUCUUGAAUUGAUUUUCAAUGUAAUGGAAACUUAAUUGAACACCUUUAUAUGAUCCAAUCUAAAAUUAAACUAUUUGUUUCUAUUGUAUACCUAAGCUACU
This is a messenger RNA of Ceutorhynchus assimilis (cabbage seed weevil), 635 nucleotides long. The record is from the annotation of a GenBank genome assembly. Lineage: Eukaryota; Metazoa; Arthropoda; Insecta; Coleoptera; Curculionidae.